UUUAAGCUGGGCUAUCUGUUCCACGCCCCCGGUAUUUUCCUUUCUGAGCACUUUAUCCUGAGCUCUGUCUCCUUCCACAGGGGCGUCAAGCUUGGAGAGUCCUUCCUCUAGGAGGAAGCUUAGCGGUUCGUGUCUACUGCUGAGAGAGAUUCCUUGCUUUGCUCCGAUAGUGGUUGCUUUCUGUUGCUCAGGCGGGGAAAGGUAGUGGUUGUUUUCUGUGGCCGUAGACACAAGAUUCUGCCAGGAAAGGACUGCGGGGACUUUAACGUUUCCAAGACGAGAUAGCGCUCCUCUCGAAGGUUGGGCUUUAAAUAAUGGAGAAGUUUAUCGACGAAAGUGCUUUCAUUUAAAGAGUAAAUUAAGAGACAACGCCGUGAACAGCUGAUAAACAAGGCAUUUGUGUCCUGAAGAGCCACAGAAACAAGUGUGAUGUGAGGGGAGAGUAGACACAUAGGAGGAAUCAGACCUGGUGUGAUAUUUUUGUCACAAAAGACUUGAGGAAGAGAGAAGCCACUUUUCCAGAGAAUGAAAGAGUGCAGUGUCAAAAUGGAGACCAGCGUUUCUGAGAUUCAAAUCGAGACUAAGGAUGAGAAGAGACCAGAAGCAGCCAGUCCUCAGAAAGAGAGGCAGGAGAGAAAAACAGCCACACUGUGCUUCAAGAGAAGGAAGAAAGUGAACAAGAAGAAGGCCAAAGCUGGUUCCAAGACUGCUGAGGAGACAAAGAAGCAUGCCCCAGAAGCUGGGGGUUCUGGUCAGCGGCAACCAGCGGGGGCCUGGGCCUCCAUUAAACGCCUUGUGACACACAGGAAACCGUCCGAGUCUGCAGAGAAGCAGAAGCCAUCUGAGGCUGAAAUGCAGCCUGAGGAUGGAGCUCUUCCUAAGAAGAAGACAAAAUCCAAACUUAAGAUUCCUUGCAUACGAUUCUCAAGAGGGGCAAAGAGAAGUCGUCCUUCCAAACUCACAGAAGAUUCAGGCUAUGUCCGAGUCCAGGGAGAGGCAGACGAUUUGGAGAUAAAAGCCCAGAUCCAGCCCGAUGAGCAGGCAACCCAGGCUAAGUCCACCCAGGGCCUACAGGAAGAUGUGAUGGUGAGAGAUGGUAAGGAGAUCCAAGAAUCACACAUAAGCAACAACGUCAUAUCGGGAGAGCAUGUGAUUGCCAUAGAACUGGAAUUAGAAAAGGAAUCUUCUGCUCUCCGGAUGAGAACUCCAGGGAGUGAAAAGGAGGCUAAAGUGAUUCUGGUAAAGCAGAGUGUUCAGGUACAGCAAGCAAGUGUGCUUGAGAAUUCAGCAGCAGACAGCCCUCAGCCAGUGACUUCUACUGCUCCUCUCUCACCAGCAACCACACAUCAACUCGGUCUGGAAGAACCCAGUGACAGCAUCCGGGAAAGUGCACCAAGUGGAAAAGAUGACGGAAGGAGAAAGACUGCUGCUGAAGAAAAGAAAUCAGGAGAGACUGCGCUGGGCCAGGCAGAGGAGGCUUCUUCAGUCAGCCAGGCAGACAAAAGUGUACUAAGCCAGGCAGAAGAAGCUACAGUGGGCCACACAGAGGAAGCUACUGUGAUCCAGGCACAGAGUCAGGCAAAGGAAGGUAAACUGAGCCAGGCAGAGGAAGCUACAGUGGCCCAGGCAAAGGAAACUGUAUUGAGUCAGGCAGAGGAAGUUAAACUGAGCCAGAUAGAAGAACCUGCAAUUAGCCAGGCAAAGAAAGCUACAGUAGGACAAGCAAAGGAAGCUAUAGUUAGCCAGGCAGAGGAAGCUAUAGUUGGUCACACAGAGAAAGCCACCAUGGGUCAGGCAGAGGAAGCUACAGUUGGCCACAUAGAGAAAACCACAGUGGGCCAGGCAGAGGAAGCUACAGUGGGUCAAGCAGAGGAAGCCACAGUGGGUCAAGCAGAGGAAGCCACAGUGGGUCAAGCAGAGGAAGCUACAGUUGGACAGGCAGAGGAAGCUACAGUUGGUCAGGCAGGGGAAGCUACAGUUAGCCACAUAGAGAAAACCACAGUGGGCCAGGCAGAGGAAGCUAUAGUUGGUCAGGCAGAGGAAGCCACAGUGGGUCAAGCAGAGGAAGCCACAGUGGGUCAAGCAGAGGAAGCUACAGUUGGCCAGGCAGAGGAAGCCACAGUGGAUCAAGCAGAGGAAGCUACAGUUGGCCAGGCAGAGGAAGCUACAGUUGGUCAGGCAGGGGAAGCUGCAGUUGGCCAGGCAGAGGAAGCUAUAGUUGCUCAGGCAGAGGAAGCCACAGUUGGUCAGGCAGGGGAAGCUACAGUUGGCCAAGCAGAGAAAGCCACAGUUGGCCAAGCAGAGGAACCCAUAGUUGGCCAGGCAGAGGAAACUGUAUUGAGGCAUGCAUCAGAUCUGAAAGUAAAUGGAGUUGAUGCAGAGAAACCAAGAUCAGAAGAAAGCAAAAGAAUGGAGCCAAUUGCUAUUAUCAUAACAGACACUGAAAUCAGUGAAUUUGAUGUUAAGAAAUCUAAAAAUGUCCCUAAGCAAUUCCUAAUUUCCAUGGAAAAUGAGCAAGUGGGGGUUUUUGCUAAUGAUAGUGAUUUCGAGGGGAGAACUUCAGAACAGUAUGAAACACUCUUAAUAGAAACAGCUUCUUCUCUCGUCAAGAAUGCUAUCGAGUUGUCUGUAGAACAGCUGGUUAACGAAAUGGUUUCUGAGGAUAAUCAAAUAAAUACGCUGUUCCAGUGACUCCAUUUCCAGGUCACGGGAAGAAAGGAAAAAAAAAAAACCCUUAAAAGAUGAAUUCUGAUACACAUUUGUGGCACUUCUAUCUCAGUAAUAAAUUAGAGGUCUAUCAUCUGUGGAAGCUAAAGGUACAGUUCCAGCCAGAAGUGCUAAAGGAUCAAUGAAGGUUGUAAAACUCUGCCAUUGAAACAGAAUCAGUUCUGGACUGGAGGGAGUCGGCACAGAUGACAUUGCGAAGGGAUUUAUGGGGGAGGUGUGGAGAUGGCAGGCGGUAGCCCAGUGCUUUGAGGAGGGAAGACUAUUGCGCCCUGGGUAUGCUCUUACGGUUCUCUAAUGUCACCAAGUCUGUCACCAUUUCUUUCCAAUGGUUCAACCCUGUGUUAUGGGUGAACGCUACAUUGACUUUCCUUUUACAGGGUUUUCCCACUGUCUCUAAUGGUGAAUCAGGUGAGUGGGCCUUUCUAGUCUUGAACAAGUUCUGUACAAAAGCCAUUCACGGGUUCCUUCAGCCAGGCAAAUAGUUAACAAGUGUGUAGUCGUGGACACAGGGAGUGUGUUUUCUCUCCCCAUUGUCCUUCUGCCCACAGACCUGUAUAUACCCAUCUGUGAGUGGACCUAUCUCCUGAGAAGUCAAACGGAUUUUUUAUCCAGGAGGUAAACUUCCCAGACAGCAAGGGAUUCCCCUUAGCAGAGCUACUUCUUUGGGUCGUUUGUUUUUAUUUAUUUUAUUUUAGGUUUUUUUCCAGACAGGAUUUCUCUGUGUAACCCUGGCUGUCCUGGAACUCACUCUGUAGACCAGGCUGGCCUUGAACUCACAGAGAUCCAACUGCCUUUGCUUCCCAAGUGUUGACCAGGAGGUGUGGGUCACCAUUGCCUGACUAAAGGGCCAGGAAACCAUAAUAUUCUUGUGAAAGUAAUCAACUGAAUAAAAAGCCAACAUUCAAGCCUAGAUUUUUCAACACCAGUAUUUUUCAUUUUUCAUUGUGUCUAGCCAUAUAACACUGUAACAUACUUCCCAACCCCACAGGUUAGGGUUCAUAUUGUACAGCCCCCCCCCCCAUCUAAACUAAGUGAUGGUGUUACUUCUUGUUACAAAAGAUGCAGUAUACAUGGUACAGUAUCUGUUGAAGAGCAUCCUCUUGAGGCAUGCGCACCACUGGCUGGUUGUUUGGUUGGUUUGUUGUUACUUUGUUUUUGUUUUGGUGGUGUUUUCAAGACAGGGUUUCUCUGUGUAACUCUGGCUGUCCUGGAACUCGCUCUGUAGACCAGGCUGGCCUCGAACUUAAGAGUUCCGCCUGCCUCUGCUUCCGGAGUGUUGGGACUAAAGUCGUGCACCACCACUGCCCAGCGAGCACGGCUGAUUUCCAUCCGCUCUGCAUUUACAUUGUGUCUAUGGACUGCAUAUGUAUACACUGCUUUCUCCUAUACUUUUAUUUUGUAAAUACACAUUGUGAUCUUGUACAAAAGUAACUAAUGUGGCUUUGAAGUUUAAGCAAAUGGUGGGUGUUUAGUAAGAUUCUUGGUUGGAAUGGGAAAAUAUUUUCUUAUUUUGCUUGCUUAUCUUCGUGUUUUUAAUGGGUAAUGGGGGUAUCAUUCAACUUAGAUACAAACACAUGACCCCUUCAAUACAUUUAUUUUAAUUGUUUUCCUUUUAGACAUAAAAUCAAAAUCACUCCCAAAUCAUCUUUGAAAGAAUAUUUUAACCCACUGUAUAUGGUGCUAAUAGACUUGUAUAGAUAGCUACCAGCAAAUAUGUUUAAAAUGAACUUUUAAAAGCCUGGUUAAGGUUGGCGCACUUUGCAGUACUCUAAAUAAUUCUGUAUCUGUUUACUAUAAGACUGGCUGCAAGCCAAUAUCCUCACAUUAAAGUUUCUAAUCUCCUACAUAUGAGUAAGAUCUAUAAGACACACAGCUCUUAGUUAUUGACUGUAUUCUGGAUUUGGGGAUUUUGAAAAGCAGGUACAAAGUAAAUUUGUAAUUUUUGGAGUAAGACAGUAGCUCUGGGUUUCAGGUUUUGGUGUGUGCGUGUGUGUGUGUGUGUGUGUGUGUGUGUGUGUGUGUGUGUGUGGUGUGUGUGUGUGUGUGUGUGUGUGUGUGUUCCCUGCACUGCUGUUUGAUAACUAUACCUUUGGUUAGAAUGCAUUAUUAUAAUUGAUUGUUUUUAUAAGAAAAUAUAUUCUCCUUCAUUCUUAAGUAGUUUCUCUGGCUUAUUUCAAGGAUUUAAACAUAAUUUCAUAAGCAGAAUGCAGAAAUCCAUUUGUGGGUUGCAACCCUAUUUAUCUGCUAUACGGACAAAUGAUAGUAAAUUUUAGGGCGAUACAAACUAUUCUUGUAACAAAAAUAAACAGAACCAGAGAGGUGGCUUGGAAGCCUGCCAUAAAAUAUUUUUUGUAAUGGGAUGUAUUUCAAGCAGUUUGACCUUCUAUGCAAAAUAUGUAGAAAGAUUCUGACUCAAUUUACACCCUGUGGCCUUAAACUGACCGUUUAAAGGCAUCAACUUAGGACACUCAUUAAUUUUCAUUGAAAUUUGCCUUUAAUGAACAUUAGCUAAGAUCAAAUUUCUUUUUGAUCUCUGAGUCGUCUAAGGUGGGGGCGUCUAUCAGAUCCUUGGUAAUUUUUCAGUGUAUUCUCUUAACCCUCAAGUCAGGCAUUGUUCACCCCGCUUCUCACAGCACAGAGGCUACAAGCACUUGCCGCGAUCUUUUUUGUGUGUGACUAUUCACUUAACAUUUGUUCAGAGCACUUUUUUAGGAUAUUAAAAAUAGUCCCCAGUAACAUUUAAGUAAAGGCAGCAGAAAACAAAAGACCUUUCCAACAGAAAUCAUGUUCCCUGCCACCUCCUCCACCCCCAAGAAUAAUAAGCAUGUGGUACAAAUGGAUCUCUUCAGAAAAGCUGUCUGCAUAAUUUCCCUCCCAGGUAAUGGGCUUGACAGCAGUGAUGAUCUUAAUUGGUCUACUACUUAGUGGAGUCUUAGACUCGGCUUCACUUCUGAGAGACAAUGUGGUCUCGACAGUGUAUUGAGGGAGGCUUCUGCUGGAGGCUUAUUAGCCCUGGGCCAGCCUUCACGUGCAUCCAGUUCACUUCAUUUGCAAAUGUCUGAUUUCCAGUUGCCUUAUUAUGUUUUUUUUUAAUAGUUGAGAUUUUUUUUAGGGGGUUGUGGCAGAAUUUUUAAAAUAAUUGAUAGACUUUCAAACCCUGUUGUCAGAAAAGAUCCUUUAGUCAGCUUUACCGAAUAAGUAGUCUCCUUUCUAGUUUAAUACUAAAUGCACCAGGAUUUGACUUUUAUACCUGUCGUUUGUAUGUUUUUAGAUUAUCUUUGUUUAUGUUAAAGAGUUCUUUACAGGGUUGGGGAUUUGGCUCAGUGGUAGAGCGCUUGCCUAGCAACCGCAAGGCCCUGAGUUCGGUCCUCAGCUCCGGAAAAAAAAAAAAAAAAAAAAAAGAGUUCUUUACAUUCAAGUUCCUGUUUUACCACGAAACAAAGUUUCUUAUAUGGAAUUGAAAUUUUCACUCCAUUCUGCAUUUUAUCGUGCAUUUUUAGAAAGAAUUUUUGUAAUGAUCCUUGAUGACAAAAAAUUAUUAGAAUCAACCUACAUAAAGUAUAGUGCCCCAAUCAAAUUAGACUCGACAUGUUAGCACCUGUUAUAUGAGCUCCUACAGCUCAUCCUGGGCAGGGGGUGUGUGUGUGUCUGUGUGUGUGUGUAUCUGUGUGUGUAUCUGUGUGUGUCUGUGUGUGUGUCUGUGUGUGUGUCUGUGUGUGUCUGUGUGUGUGUCUGUGUGUGUGUGUGUCUGUGUGUUAGGGGCAAAGGAGGUGGCAACAGAAGCCAGGACGGGGGAAGGCAGAGCCACAGACAAUGCAGAAAGGGAAGGAGAAGGGAUGGAGAAGUUGGGAUCUGAAUACAGGAGCAGUCUGAAUAUUAACAGUGUAUCCAUUCUGAUUUCUGACCAGGUACAGGAAAAGGCCUGCAUAAUGUCACACAUGUCGGAUCUUUGCCUGUAGAAAUGUUCAGUGGAUGAGCCAUUAUGAAAGUAAGAGUACCAUUCUGUAUUCUCAUUGAAAUUAGUACCACUGUGAACCAAAGGCUAAUAGUAAAGAAAUAAUACUCUGUAGAGAAAAAGUUUUCAAGCUGAAUUGAUUCAUGUACUGACUAACACAGAAUAAAUGUUAUAUCAGCUCA
Rattus norvegicus (Norway rat) is the source of this 6864-nucleotide messenger RNA. The record is from RefSeq and is a predicted model, not a curated record. Lineage: Eukaryota; Metazoa; Chordata; Mammalia; Rodentia; Muridae.